Aspergillus saccharolyticus JOP 1030-1 is the source of this 1994-nucleotide messenger RNA. It is a transcript of the gene trm6, whose product is annotated as tRNA 1-methyladenosine methyltransferase subunit GCD10. Bases 131 to 1840 code for a protein of 569 amino acids. The transcript is spliced from 2 exons. The record is from RefSeq and is a predicted model, not a curated record. Lineage: Eukaryota; Fungi; Ascomycota; Eurotiomycetes; Eurotiales; Aspergillaceae. Gene Ontology annotation, biological process: tRNA methylation. Gene Ontology annotation, cellular component: nucleus; tRNA (m1A) methyltransferase complex.
CCCAGAUCAACUGGGCUUAUCAAAAGUCCAGUAUUGCGACUCAAUUAUCCUCUCAUUGCGUGUAUAGUGUGGCAUGGUCGGCCCCGGAAAUUAAUAUCUUCAGAGAAUUUUUCCCGCUUAGUCCUCCACCAUGCAUUCAUACGUGCGACCGAAUCAGUUUGUCGCCUUCAAGCUCCCGUCUGAUCAGACGAGGAUCCAGAAGAUUGUCCCUAACACCCAAGUAUUCCUGGGCAAAUAUGGAACCUUCCCCGCCAACCAGAUCAUCGGCCGUCCGUUCUACCUAACCUUCGACAUCCACGAGACCCCCGGCGAGCCCGAUAGCACCCACCUGCGCAUUGUCUCGGCGGCCGAACUCCAUGCGGAACACCUUAUUGCUGAGGGCGAGGGCGAUGGCGACGACCAAGAGCCGGUCGAUGAGGCAGCGACGAUGCGCACGAACCGCGACACGAUCGACGACCGCUCCACGCAGAAGUUGACGAUUGAGGAAAUCGAAGCCCUGAAGAGGGAAAGUACUGGGGCAGGGAAAGAGAUCAUUGCCAAAUUGUUGGAAUCACAUUCGGCGAUCGACCAGAAGACGGCAUUUUCGUUGGCAAAAUACAAGUUGCGCAAGGAAAGGAAGUACAUGAAGCGGUUCACCGUCAUCCCCUUGGAUGUCAGUCUCUUGACGAAUUAUAUGUUGCAGGACAAGGAGGCGGCAAGAACCCUGGAGAUGCGCGACGAGGCGCUCGGUCUGCUUGGUUGUUGGGGAAAUGUGCACCACGGAGGCAGCACCUCCUUCGAUAUGGAGACGGUGCUGGCGAAUCCGAACGGGCGGUAUCUCGUUGUCGAUGAUACGGGCGGCUUGGUGGUGGCUGCUAUGGCGGAGAGGAUGGGAAUCCUCUACCCACAUGAUGGAGAUUUCGACGAGGAGCAGCAGGACGCCCACUCAAAGGUGCCUGCCACAACAGGCGCGCACGGGGAACAAGACGACGAGGCACAGCCCACCGAGGGUGCGACGUCACGUCGCAAUCGUCGCCCACAAAUGUCUGCUCAAGGGAACACCAUCACCUUGCUUCACGCCAAUAAACAACCAAACAUCAGUCUCUUGAAGUACUUCGGUUACGAGGCUGACGACCCGAGCGAAUCUCACCCUCUCUACACAAACUUCAAGACCGUCUCUUUCAUGCAGCUCUUGGACCCGAAUGCGGACAGCAUCUAUGCUCAGGAACCAACCGAGAUCCCUCCUCAGGAGCUAUCCACAUACAAAUCUAGCAAGCGUAGUGCUUACCACCGCAAGCGUGGCAGGUGGAUGCGCGUACGACGAGUCGUUGACGAAGCCCGGGCUGGGGGCUUCGAUGGGUUGGUGAUUGCAACCCUGAUGGAUCCGAGUAGUGUGCUAAAGCACACGAUCCCUCUCCUGGCCGGUUCGGCCCCUGUCGCCGUGUACUCGCCUAACAUCGAGCCCCUAACGGAGGUGAUGGAUCUAUACUCUACCGCAAGAAAAACCGCAUUCAUCAACCGAAGGCGGGAGUUAGUUGAGCAGAGGGCGGCAUCGGAAGACCCGAUUGAUGUAAAGUCUGAGCUGGAGCAGGAAUUUCCCCUUGACCCGACUCUGUUACUGGCACCUACCUUGGAGACAUCAAGAGUUCGCGUGUGGCAGGUCUUACCAGGACGAUCACAUCCCAUGAUGUCCAGUCGGGGUGGUGCUGACGGCUUCAUCUUCCACGGAAUGAAAGUCAUUCCCACGCAAGAACACAUUGAAGCAGCAGGUAAUCCUAGCCGCAAGAAGCGAAAGGUCGUUCGGGCCGAUGAGACCCCAGCAAGCAGUGUUGAUGGUGUCGACGUGGAAAUGACCGCGUAACCUGUAUUCGAUAGCCAUAUCCAGAUUCUUACCCAAAAUAUGAGUAUCGGUAAAAUAGAAGCUCUACAAGAUACCGGGUUGACUAGAGCCAAACCUGAUGCGAAUUCAAUGACAAUAACGCCUGGUUUCAAGAGAUAUCCCGGGAAUUCCUAUG